AUGACGUUCGCAAGGAGAUGUAUGAUGGGAGUGUUGGGUCUUUUUGCAUUGUGUGCUUCCGUUGCUGUCCCUUUGCAUCCAAACAGAGCCCAUUGUAUAGCGGAUUCUAUGGCAACUUUUAAACGUGCCAUGAUGGUGUGCGUUGAUUUGCAGAAUGGCAUGACUCCGCUGAUGGCGGCAGCAAGGGAUGGCCACACAGCAGCUGCAGAACUGCUGCUGAGCAGAGGGGGUUCGGUGACGACGACCGACAAGGACGGAAGAUCAGCGGCACAAUAUGCCAGCGCCGAGGGUCAUCAUGAACUGGCAAAGAGGCUGGGCGUCACUGAAUGA
Ostreobium quekettii is the source of this 330-nucleotide messenger RNA. NCBI's taxonomy places the organism in Eukaryota, Viridiplantae, Chlorophyta, Ulvophyceae, Bryopsidales, Ostreobiaceae. The record is from the annotation of a GenBank genome assembly.